AGAGAGGUAAAGUUCUUCGAUUAGCUAACAUGUGAGUUUUAUAGAACCCAUUUCGCAGGAGAUUUCCUUUCCAGCUUAUCGCAGAUGCCAAGUAAGAGGGUUAGGCGUAAAGAUACUUUGAGGGAGAAAGAGAGAAAGAGAUUCAGAGGUCUGAAAUCUUUUUCAAAAUAUAUAAGCUCCUUUUGAUUUCUCAUUCGCAAUGUUCUCUCACAGAGAUCUGGAUUCUGAAGCUCCUCAAGCUCUGACAGACAUCAAAAACACAGCUUGAGAUCUACAACUUCUGCUCCUAUCACAUCUUCAUCUUCUCCUCUGUCUUCUUCUUCUUCUUCUUGUCAACUAUAUCAAGAUCUUUUACCAGCAAAGAUGGAACUCAUCAGAAGAGGAAGAAGGAGAGGCAGAUCAUUAGCAAUGACCAGUCUGCUGUUCUGCACAUAUCUCUGUUUCUUCUCCAUUUCUGCUCUGUACUCUAGGUACUCUAAUGGAGAUUCUACGUCAGACAGAGGAAAAAAUUCAAGAACGGCAACCUUUAUCCAGGCGGAAGAGAUGAGGGAAAUGGGCGGGCCAGGAGGCGGGCCGGGGUCUUAUCCUCCGCGGUGCACGUUAAAGUGCGGUGACUGCAGCCCGUGCUACCCUGUCCACGUGCCCGUGCCCCCGGGCACCCCCGUGAUCGCUGAAUACUACCCUGAGGCAUGGCGAUGCAAGUGUGGCAAUAAGCUCUUUAUGCCUUAAUCACAUCAUCAACAUCAUCAUCAUCAUCAUCGUUAUCUUCAUCUUCAUCAUCACCAUGAAUAUACCAGUUGGUAGUGGCAUGCAUGUAUGAGUGAUGAUUGGAUCCACAUGCAUGCAUGUAUAAAGAGAAGGCAAGAUAAGAGUGUUAGCCUUCUUGUAGAGAUUAAGAAAUUGUAGAAAUGCUUUUCUUUUUUAUUAUAUUCAUAAUUGAGUCAUCAUUAUGUCAUUGCCUAU
Molecule: messenger RNA, 963 nt
Organism: Dendrobium catenatum
Lineage: Eukaryota; Viridiplantae; Streptophyta; Magnoliopsida; Asparagales; Orchidaceae
Product: EPIDERMAL PATTERNING FACTOR-like protein 5
Exons: 3
Coding region: 364-729 (121 amino acids)
Biological process (GO): stomatal complex development; guard cell differentiation
Source: RefSeq, a predicted model, not a curated record